This is a messenger RNA of Pollicipes pollicipes, 2738 nucleotides long. Its product is annotated as formin-2. The annotation marks the transcript as partial. The record is from RefSeq and is a predicted model, not a curated record. The transcript has 18 exons. Gene Ontology annotation, molecular function: actin filament binding. NCBI's taxonomy places the organism in Eukaryota, Metazoa, Arthropoda, Thecostraca, Pollicipedomorpha, Pollicipedidae. Gene Ontology annotation, biological process: cortical actin cytoskeleton organization. Gene Ontology annotation, cellular component: cytoskeleton; cytoplasm.
UCCCGGCGGCGCAGGACAAGAGUCGCUCGUUCUCGCAGUCGGACGUGUGCGACAUGGAGGUGGCGCGACCGGCGGCGCGGCCCGGCUUCACCGUCACCAAGCACCGCAAGGUGGACCUGGGCGGUCGGCUCAACCAGACGGCGCCCGGCCGAGACUGGACCGCCUCGGAGCAAUGCCUGCCAGGUGCAGACGUCGAGGCGCACCGGCGCAGCUCUGCCGGCGUGUUUGGCGAUUCCAACGUCCUACGCAAGGUGGCCAGCCUCACGCACACGGCCAGUGGUCAGAAGGUCGUCCGACCGCGCUACCUGCCGGAGAAACUCGACUUUAAACACUACGAGAAGUUUGAAGGUCAGAUGCUGGUCAACUGGUUCAUCUCGUCGUUUAGCGAGGAGCCUCAGUGGCGACCAGCACUGGGCGAGGCCGAGCUGCGCGCCCUGGCCGGCCAGUUCCUCACGCACAUGCUGGCCGCCGGCGUGCUGCAUCAGAUUGAGGACAGCUCAGCUCCGCUCGAGUCCGUCUUCAGGCCGGACCUGAUGUACUACUGGGCGCACUCGGAGCUGCCGGCCUCCCAGGCGUCGACGCCGCGCCGGCUGCCGUCGGCCGUGUGGUCGGCGUUCAGCCCGGCGGCGGCCCGGCCGUCCGACCCUGACGCGUCGCCGGCGUCCGGACCACGGCUGUCGGGACCGCUGGACCCGGUCACCCUGGACAUGGCCCUGGACCAGGAGCGCCGCGCCCCGGACCGGAAGCUCGACCCAGAUGUUCCGGUCCGAGCGCCUCCCUGCGACCCGCCUGUGGAGAAGGAGGCGCCACCGUCGUCACAGCAGGUGGCGCCACCGGAGCAGUCCAGCGCCGAGGCUCUGAAGCUGGCCGAGCUGGAGGACAAGUUGAAGCUGCUGGAGCAACAGCUGGAGAAGUACAAGACCUUGGCUGGUCUCCAGGAGCUUACAAAAAACAUGAGAACCGACUUUGCUUCGCCAUCGUCCGAGAACAAGGAGCUGCCUCUCGGCGCGGAUCCAGUUGUGUCAAGAACAUCCCUUCCCUCCUCCAAAGGCCCUUCCCCAGCGUCCAGCCCUUCGAAGUCAGUACCAGUACCACCCCUGCCCCCCAAACCCGGCAUCACCGCCCCUCCGCCGUAUAUUCCUCCUCCGCCUCCGCCUCCGCCCCCGCCCCCGCCCCCUCCCGCGCCUGGCUCUGGUUCCAUUCCCCCGCCGCCCCCGCCACCACCCGUGCCGGGCUCUAUUCCACCUCCACCGCCCAUGCCUGGUGCCGUCCCUCCUCCACCUCCGCCCCCUCCGCCGUUGCCGGGUUCCGGUCCGCCCCCUCCGCCACCUCCCCCGCCCAUCCCCGGGUCUGUUCCUCCUCCUCCGCCGCCUCCGGGCUCUGGGCCGCCUCCUCCUCCGCCGCCCCCUGGCGGCCCGUCACCUCUGCCGCCGCCGCCGCCCGGAGGCUGGAGCAGCCAGACGGCAGGCUGUGUGUCUGGCGCCGCUGGCUCCGGCCGAGUGACGCGGAAGGGCCCGGUGAACCCCAAGGUGCCGAUGCGGCCGCUGUACUGGACGCGGAUCCAGAUCCCGGCGCCGCCGCCGCCCCCGGCGGCGCCCGCUCUCCUCUGGGACCGGCUGGAGGAGGAGCCGUUCGAGGAGGAGGAGUUCACCGACCUGUUCGCCAGGCAGGUGGUCCAGAAGAAGCCCGUCAAGAAGAAGGAGGUUAAGAGCCCUAAGAAGCAGGUGAAGCGGGCCAAGCUGCUGGACAGCAAGCGGUCGCAGAACGUGGGUAUCCUGAUCUCGUCACAGCACCUAGAGAUCGGCGACGUGGAGUCGGCCGUGAUGAACUUCGACACGUCCGACCUCAGCCUGGAUCAGCUGGAGCAGAUCCUGGAGAUGAGGGCGACGGAGGACGAGCUGCGCCUCAUUCAGAAGCACGUGGAGAAGAGCCCGGACGUGCCUCUCGACAAGCCCGAACAGUUCCUGUACGAGCUGAGCCAGGUGCCGCACUUCGCCGACCGCAUCACCUGCUUCACCUUCCAGUCGUCGUUCCGCGAGACGCUGGCCAACAUUGAAGCCAAGCUGGACAACCUCAAGGGCACCUGCAAGCUGCUGACAUCAUCCAAGCCGCUGCAACACGUGUUCGGCCUGAUCCUGGCGCUCGGCAACUACAUGAACGGCGGCAAUAGGACGCGCGGCCAGGCGGACGGCUUCGGGCUCGACAUCAUCGGCAAACUCAAGGACGUCAAGAGUAAGGACAACUCCACCACCCUGCUGCACUACAUCGUCAGGAAAUACAUCCAGAACCACGACACGGAGUGUCGGCAGCUGCCGGUGCCCAGUCCGUGGGACGUCGAGCGGUGCCAGCAGGUGAAGUUUGACGAGGUGGCCACCGAACUGCGCCAGCUGGGCAAGGAGCUCCGUGACUGCCAGCGACGCACCGAGAAGGUGGCGACCGCCUCCGACGAGGCUCAUCUGCAGCCCUUCAAAGGCAACAUGGAGACCUUUCUGCGGGAGGCUGACAGCAACCUGCAGGCCCAGCGGAAGAACCUGGAGGACUGCCAGACCAGCUUCGUGGCAAUAUGCGCAUUCUUCCAAUGCACACACCGGAAGGAUAACAAGAAGAUGACGCCCAAAGACUUUUUCGCCAUCUGGGCACCGUUCUGCGCCGACUUCACCGACAUAUGGAAGCGGGAGCAGGUCAAAAUUGUGAAGGAAACGACGAAGAAAAUGAAGCAGAUACAGGAAGACAAGAAG